Messenger RNA from Gadus macrocephalus (Pacific cod), 1105 nucleotides. It is a transcript of the gene bacc1, whose product is annotated as chromosome 7 C17orf49 homolog. The coding region runs from base 303 to 908 and encodes 201 amino acids. The transcript is spliced from 6 exons. The record is from RefSeq and is a predicted model, not a curated record. Lineage: Eukaryota; Metazoa; Chordata; Actinopteri; Gadiformes; Gadidae. Gene Ontology annotation, cellular component: NURF complex; MLL1 complex.
UGAGAUUCAAGUAGCAAAUUCGCGCAGUAUUCCUUUUAUACCUCAACAUUCGCAAACAUGUUUGUACUUUGCGAUAUUUAGUUAAUCUACAACCAAUAUAGGUAUAGAUAGCUUUCAUUUAAACAAAUACAUUUGCACUUCCGGCGUCUCGGUUUUUGAGCGAUAAUCCGUCAACCUCAAUGGAAGCCCGCUAACGAAACCUACGGAUGCAUUCGCAAGCUAGCAGUUAGCACUGUGCAUUGUUUAUGUUUUGAAGGAAGAAAAUCAAACUAUAAACCAACUUUCUGAAAUACCUCAUCAAAAUGACUUCUGCCUCUGCGAAAGUGGGCGAAAUCUUCUCAGCAGCGGGGGCUGCCUUCACGAAGCUGGGGGAGCUAACCAUGCAGCUGCACCCCGUGUCGGACUCCAGUCCUGCAGGAGCCAAGUGGACAGAGACAGAAAUCGAACUGCUUCGGUUGGCAGUGAAACGCUUUGGCGAUGACCUGAACAACAUAAGCACAGUGAUUAAAGAACGAACGGUAGCCCAGAUAAAGAGCACGGUGAAGAGGAAGCUGUACGAGGACAGCAGGGUCCCCAUCUCCUCGGAGUCCCCCAAGAAGACCAUGAAGAAAACCACGGUUGCCAUGGCACCCCCGCCGACACAACCCGCCCCCACCAUGAUUGCCGUACAAUCCUCGCAGGUCGUCGUGGCGACCGGAAUGCAGAACAGCCCCUCUAUGGCCCCGCCCAUCAAGAAGCAGAAAACUGCAGACGUGACACUCAGUGCCCUGAACGACUCGGACGUCAACAGUGACCUGGUCGAGGGCCUCGGCUCUUCCAGCAAGAAACUCAACUUUGACCAAGAGAGCCUCAACCUGGACUCCAGCCUCAUCAUGAACUCCAGCGAUCUCCCUCUGCUUUCCCGCUGAGAUCCGCACCGCACCGCGUCUCCGACUUGAGGAUGCUCCCAAAGGACCCCGAAACCAAGCAGACUGAAUCAGCCGGGCCCUGGAGGGGACCCAGGCUCAGGAGCUUCCGAGCUACGGUUCUGUCGUUCUGUGUGAAACUAUCCUGGACAGAACUCUGACCAUAAACAAAACGAACAUUACUCGGUUGUCAAAACGAA